GACGGCAGGUCGUCGUCAUAACAGCGACCAACAUGGCGGCUGCUGCUGCGGGUUCAACGGAGAGCCGGGAAAGUUCGGCGGCGGGAGACGGCGUGGCUUCUCCCCGAGACCGGCCCGUUUGCCUGCUGGUUCUGGGUAUGGCGGGUUCCGGGAAGACCACCUUCGUUCAGAGGCUGACGGCUCAUCUUCAUUCCCACAAAGCUCCUCCUUACGUCAUCAACCUGGACCCGGCGGUCCACGAAGUCCCCUUUCCAGCCAACAUCGACAUCAGGGACACUGUCAACUACAAAGAGGUGAUGAAGCAGUACGGGCUCGGCCCGAACGGCGGCAUCGUGACCUCGCUCAACCUGUUUGCCACGCGCUUCGACCAGGUGAUGCAUUUCAUUGAGAAGAAGCAGCAGAACCACCGGUAUGUCCUCAUCGACACCCCCGGUCAGAUUGAGGUCUUCACCUGGUCGGCGUCUGGAACCAUCAUCACGGAGGCUCUGGCUUCGUCCUUUCCCGUCGUGGUCGUCUACGUGAUGGACACGUCCCGGAGCGUCAACCCCGUCACCUUCAUGUCCAACAUGCUGUACGCCUGCAGCAUUCUCUACAAAACGAAGCUUCCUUUCAUCGUCGUCAUGAACAAGACGGACAUCAUCGACCACGGCUUCGCCGUGGAGUGGAUGCAGGACUUUGAGGCCUUCCAGGACGCGCUGAACCAGGAGACGUCCUACGUCAGCAACCUGACCCGGUCCAUGAGCCUGGUUCUGGACGAGUUCUACACCAACCUGAGGGUGGUGGGCGUGUCUGCUGUCACGGGAAGCGGGUUGGACGAUCUGUUCGUUCAGGUGGAAGACGCGGCCAAAGAGUACGAGACAGAGUACCGGCCUGAGUACGAACGCCUCCGCCAGCAGCUGGCGGAGGCGCAGAGCAGGAAGCAGCAGGAGCAGCUGGAGCGGCUCAGGAAGGACCUGGGAGCCGUGAACGUGACCGGGACUCCGCCCACAGAGGGCGGCGAGGAGGCGGGACCCAGUGACCUCAUCAUGAUGCGUGGGAACCCCGACAAUGACGAGGAGGAGGAGGACAGCGACACCGACGACAUCGACCACACAGUCACGGAGGAGAGCAAAGAGAGCGCCGCCUUCGGGAACUUCCUGAAGGCGAGACGGGAAGUGGUUCAGGUGCGGAACAGGAAGUGCGCCGUGCCUGAGGCGCCGUGACCUCUGAGCGACUCCAGACCGUGGACUGGCACAGGCUAAUGUACCGAGCAGGUGGUGUCUACACACAGUGAGAGCUGUGGACUGAUGGGGUGACCUUUGACCCCCAUGCAGAGCUCCCGAUCGGCUGCUUUGCUCCUUUAGAAAGUAUUUUUUUAUGGAAAUGUUUUUGUUUUAUGACUGUUUGCUUUUGUUUGUGAACAGAUUUAUGAUCUAAACAAAUAAACAUCAGAGACUUCAGUCAGUGGCCGGCAUGUGACGGUGACCCAGACGCAGGAAAUGCAUUUUAACAAAUGUGUUUUCAGUUUUUACAUUUCAUUUAAACACUUUUUCUCACCCGA
Messenger RNA from Oryzias latipes (Japanese medaka), 1540 nucleotides. It is a transcript of the gene gpn1, whose product is annotated as GPN-loop GTPase 1. Lineage: Eukaryota; Metazoa; Chordata; Actinopteri; Beloniformes; Adrianichthyidae. The record is from RefSeq and is a predicted model, not a curated record. Gene Ontology annotation, molecular function: GTPase activity.